Didymosphaeria variabile is the source of this 1569-nucleotide messenger RNA. It is a transcript of the gene GLK1, whose product is annotated as glucokinase. The coding region runs from base 1 to 1569 and encodes 522 amino acids. Gene Ontology annotation, biological process: intracellular glucose homeostasis; glycolytic process; glucose 6-phosphate metabolic process. The record is from RefSeq and is a predicted model, not a curated record. Gene Ontology annotation, cellular component: mitochondrion; cytosol. The transcript has 3 exons. NCBI's taxonomy places the organism in Eukaryota, Fungi, Ascomycota, Dothideomycetes, Pleosporales, Didymosphaeriaceae. Gene Ontology annotation, molecular function: glucokinase activity; mannokinase activity; D-glucose binding.
AUGGCCUUGGCCGAGCAGGCAAAGCGCGUCGCGGACGAGUUCAACUUCGGCUCCGAUGCCGUCAACAAGGCCGUCCACGAGUUCAUACGGGAGAUGGACGAGGGGUUGCUGCACGAAGGCACAGAGUUGAGCCAGAUCCCCACUUACGUCACUGCCGUCCCCAACGGCACCGAGCAGGGCCUCUACAUGGCUGUUGACCUCGGGGGCACCAAUUUUCGUGUGUGCUCCAUCCAAUUGCACGGCAACACCACCUUCUCGCUCACCCAGAGCAAGGUCGCCAUACCAAAGGAGCUUAUGGUCGCCAAGACCUCCAAGGAGCUCUUUUCUUUCCUGGCCAAGCAGAUUGAGAAUUUCCUCAAGACUCACCAUGAGGAGCACUACACUGGCCAUAUCAGGCGCAGAGACACUGGCGGCGCUGUCAAGGAGGAGGAGAUCUUCAACCUGGGCUUCACCUUCUCGUUCCCUGUGAACCAAAUUGGCAUCAACAAGGGCCUCCUCAUGCGCUGGACAAAGGGUUUUGAUAUUGCUGACGCUGUAGGCAAAGACGUAUGCGCCCUGCUCCAGUCCGAGAUCGACGCACUAGGCCUUCCCGUCCGUGUCGCCGCUCUCGUGAACGAUACCGUCGGAACGCUCAUGGCUCGCUCCUACACCUCUCCCGGAAAGACGGGUACGCUGCUGGGCGCCAUCUUCGGCACUGGCACAAACGGUGCAUACGUAGAGAAGCUCGACAAGGUCACCAAGCUCACAAAGAGCAAGGACUCGGGCGACUACGACAAAUCGACGGGCGAGAUGAUUGUCAAUACCGAGUGGGGUUCGUUCGACAACUCGCUACGCACCCUCCCUAACACUCCCUACGACAUCGAGCUCGAUGAGAAGUCUGUGAACCCCGGCAUACAAAUGUUCGAGAAGCGUGUGUCUGGCAUGUUCCUCGGGGAGAUCUUGCGUCUCGCUAUCAUCGGCCUCCUCAAGGAUCCCACCUUCCCGCUGUUCCGCGACGAGAACUCGGCGCAGAACGACAUCCACAGCACCACUCAGAUCUACGACAAUUCACCGAUAUACAAACAGUGGGGUAUUGAUACCAGUUUCCUCAGCAUUUGCGCUGGAGACACCAGCCCUGGCUACAGGAUGGUCAGGCAAACCCUGGAUAAGGACUACGGUAUCACCGCCGUGAGCGCCGAGGACGCAGAAGCCGUCAGGGCUAUUGCAGCAGCCAUUGGCCGUCGCGCAGCGCGCCUCGCAGCUGUUGCCAUUGCAGGCAUCGUUAUCAACACGGGCAGACUAGACGCUACCAAGGGCACAGCAACAACGGAGCAAAAGACAGGUAUAGACCCUCCGCGAGGCGACGCAGACCUUGCUGAAGAGGACGUCAUCGACGUUGGUGUCGACGGCUCGCUCGUAGAAUUUUACCCCAACUUUGAAGACCACAUCCGCGAAGCUUUGCGCGAGAUAGAAAGCAUUGGCGCGAAGGGCGAGAAGCGCAUCAGAAUUGGUAUCGCCAAAGAUGGAUCUGGUGUUGGCGCAGCGCUCAUCGCGCUCGUCGCUGGUAGGGUAGCUGUAGACACCGAGUAG